CAACAACAACAACACGUAGUGCAUAGGUUCCCUACAGGAGCUGCCGAUACAAAGGCCUGACCCAGAAGAAAUUCUGCGUCACCUGUACCAUCAAGAUCAAGAUCAAGAUCUGCAAGUGGUGUUCUUCCAGUGGGAGUAACAGACUAAACAGUUAACUUUCCUGCCUAACGUUACUGGGCAGUGGGCACCGCCACUGUCAGAGAGACCUCAUGCCUAAGGUUCGGCGAAGCAGAAAGCCGCCUCCUGAAGGAUGGGAACUGAUCGAGCCCACCCUUGAGGAGCUGGACCAAAAGAUGCGCGAAGCGGAGACAGAAUCACAUGAGGGGAAGAGGAAGGUGGAAUCCCUGUGGCCAAUAUUUCGCAUCCACCACCAGCGGUCUCGCUACAUCUAUGACCUCUUCUACCGUCGUAAAGCCAUCUCCAGAGAAUUAUAUGAAUAUUGUCUGAAAGAAAAAAUUGCUGAUCAAAACCUUAUUGCCAAGUGGAGGAAACAAGGAUAUGAAAACCUGUGCUGCCUGCGAUGUAUACAGUCAAGAGACACAAACUUUGGCACCAAUUGCGUUUGCAGGGUUCCUAAGAGCAAGCUGGAGGAGGGCAAGAUCGUAGAAUGUGUGCACUGUGGAUGUCGUGGGUGUUCAGGAUAAAGACAGGUUCAAGAUGUGUAGUUAAUAGUGUAAUACAUUUCUUUGACUAAUGCUAGAUAAUUUUCAGUGUUAUACAAGAUAUAUGACCAGAAAUAUAAUAUUAGAGAUACACUAUUUUUUAUUUAUAUAUUACGCAUUUAAUUAGGUAACAUGAGAUUGUUAUAAAGAAAAUAAACAGCUCCUGGUUGUAACUGGCCAGGCAUUGUGGCCAAUAGGUGAAGGUGAUGUGUCUACUGACAAGUUCCAGGUGUUAGUAAAGGUAUUUUAAGAACAUGUUUAAAUUUAGUAUGUGUAUGAUGUAAUUCAAAAUAGCUUUAUUCAAAGUAUCUUUGAAUAUAACAAUGCUUACCAAAUAAUUGUCUAUGCAGUCAAUAAACAUUUGCUAGAAAA
Molecule: messenger RNA, 1034 nt
Organism: Portunus trituberculatus (swimming crab)
Lineage: Eukaryota; Metazoa; Arthropoda; Malacostraca; Decapoda; Portunidae
Gene: l(1)10Bb
Product: protein BUD31 homolog
Exons: 4
Coding region: 210-644 (144 amino acids)
Biological process (GO): mRNA splicing, via spliceosome
Cellular component (GO): nucleus; spliceosomal complex
Source: RefSeq, a predicted model, not a curated record